Diatraea saccharalis (sugarcane borer) is the source of this 1701-nucleotide messenger RNA. NCBI's taxonomy places the organism in Eukaryota, Metazoa, Arthropoda, Insecta, Lepidoptera, Crambidae. The record is from the annotation of a GenBank genome assembly.
UUCUAUUCUGUUUUUGAACCGUAACACGACGAAGCAAGCAAUAUUUGUGUUUUUUAAUUCAUAAUUUUUUUAUUGCGAAUCUCAUCUGAAACAUGAAGAAAGUGAUUUUUAUUUGUUUACUGUCGAUUUCAACAUGUCUGAGCCGACCAGAUGGAGCACCAAAUGUUGCUCCUCCUGCUGCCCCCAACCCACAGAUACAAACACAGAGUUCACCAUCAUCACCACCACUAGUAGCAACACACAAAGAAAAUGCAAAAGUAUCUGAAAAUACUACAAAUGAAACAUCACCUGCAGUUACAGUUGGAACAGCACCAUCUACUCCCCCUGCAGUACCUACGUCUACUCCCCCUGCAGUGGCUAUGGCAAAUGCAACUGCCCCAAAAAACUCUACUGAUACAAACAAAACCACUGACAAAAAUGAGACUGUUUCACCAUCUAAUGUUGCCACCAAAAAUGAAACAUCAACUCAACCGUCAACUAAGCCCACUCCGGAAAAUAAAAGUGUUCCAAAUACAACAGAUCAUACUAUGAAAAAUGAAACUACUACCUUAAAACCUACAUCUAAACCAUCAGAAGUACCGAAAUCCACAGACACCCCACCUGUGCAGACACGACGAUUUGACGGUCCGAGCUUCAUUGGUGGUAUCAUCCUGACGUUGGGUCUCCUAGCUAUUGGAUUCAUGGGAUUCAAAUACUACAAAAACCAAACUGAAAGGAACUACCAUACUCUUUAAGCAUAUUUAAUAUGAUACUCCUAAUGUUUUUCUUAUGUAUCUAAGUGCAGUUCUAAUUUUGUUUUUUGUAUAAUUUUAGUUAGAGGCACUUCAUUUUUUAUUUAUGAAAAUUCAUACAGGGAUACUGCAUGUUAUCUUAGGAAAAAUGCCUUGAUCUUAUUUGGUGGCUGGAAAAGAACAUAGUUUUACUUAACAAUAUAUAAGAUUCUUUCAGCCUGCUAGUGCAAUUUAGCAUUUAUAUUUUUAUUUUAAGUGUAAACUUUCAUACAUAUUUCAUAUGUAAUAAACCAAUGGCUGCUUAAAGUAAUAUGAUUUAAGAAAUCAGGAAUAUGUGAUGUAAAUUUUUAUGAUAAAUUGUAUGAAUAUUUGUAGCCAAAAAGAUUAUCUACAAUAACAGAUAUUUUCAGAUUUAUAUAAGCAAAUAUAUGUGAAUUAGUAUAAAGUAUAUCAUUAUUAUAUCUUGUUGAACUUGUGCCAUUUACUGGACUCCACAUUUAAUACUGUUUCUUUUAAAUUUCUCCCACUAUUCUCUGCUAUGACUUGCACUGAAAUUCAAAGAUGUAUGUAGUUUUAAAAUUAUAUUUAAGUGUUAUUGUGUAAGGAAACGCAAUGUGAUGAUGGAAAUAAGGGUCUAAUGUAGAACCUGUUUUGAUUUGGCAUAAACAAAUUUAUUUCGAUCUCUGCAAUAGAUCUUGGUGAUUGUACAUGAAUCUCAAGAAGUUGUUAAUCUCAAUUUAUGUUAAAUUUUUACUUUUAUGCCAAGUCAAUUCUAUAUAUUUUUGUUUUUAUUUUUAAUACAUUUAUCUGUAAACUGGGGAAAGAUGAUUCCAUCCUAAAGUGCUCUUAUAACUGAACUAUUUAUGGAUAGAUUAAACAAAGAGAUUUGCAUAAGUUUCCUGUUUAUAAAAAAUUAUAACAUUCACAUUCAUGUCAGUCACUGGUUAUGUUUAAUAAAGUUAAGUAUGAG